Contarinia nasturtii (swede midge) is the source of this 2173-nucleotide messenger RNA. RefSeq names its product UDP-glucuronosyltransferase 1-3-like. The coding region runs from base 524 to 2053 and encodes 509 amino acids. The transcript has 7 exons. NCBI's taxonomy places the organism in Eukaryota, Metazoa, Arthropoda, Insecta, Diptera, Cecidomyiidae. Gene Ontology annotation, molecular function: UDP-glycosyltransferase activity. The record is from RefSeq and is a predicted model, not a curated record.
GAUGAUGAAGAAUUACGUUGGUGGUACCGAUUGAUCAAUGAGAACGGGAAAUCAUUGUGUCAUCAAAUCAAAGUGUUAUUAGUUGCUUCGAAGCGUCUAUCACUCAGACGAUGAACUCUCCAUUUUUAUAAGUGUUUUGAUAUUGUUAUGUCAUCAAUAUUGGUUUCUUACUAUUCGAUACACGCAUGAAUUAUUUUCUUUUUCUAUUUUACGUUUUAGUUUGUGCUCUCUUUGAUAUUUUCUUAUGGAAAAGCAUUCAUUAGAUGGUGAAAUUGAAGAUCAUAAAUGUGACAAUAUUGAUGUUCAUAAUUUAGCCUUGAGAAAGAACCCCACAUUGGUUCGAAACUUCGGCAAUAAUUAAUAAAUAACAUUGAUUCAAAACGAACCUUUGACCGUUUAUUGGCUUUACUACUAAAUUAUUCAUUGGAUCGGUCGGUAGAACUUCUCAAAGAAUGUCAAUUUAGUUUUACGGAAUGUUUAAACAACAAAAGUUAAAAAUAUAAAGUUCAGAUAAUUGUGAAAAAUGAAAGUGGAAAUCGUGUUAAUGUUUGUGCUGGCAAUAUCAACAACAAGCUCAUUAAACAUUCUGGGACUGUUUCCAUAUCCGGGUGAGAGUCAUUUCAAGUUUUUUCAUCCAAUCAUGCGUGGACUUGCUGACGCUGGCCAUAAAGUUACAGUUGUGAGCCACUUCCCAGACAAAAAUGCACCAGAAAACUACAAUGAUUUGCUAUUGACGAAAACUACUUUGGAUAGGAACUCUCUUACUCUGAAGGAGUUUAAAAAUGAGUCCUGGUUUAAGAAUUAUCAGAACUUUUUUCUAUUGAACAAAAUGGGAAUUAAAACAUGUGAAAUCGCAUUCAACUCUACUAGUGUGCAGAAAAUUUUGAAUACGAAACCAAAAUAUGAUGUCAUUUUGCUAGAACAAUUCAAUAAUGAUUGUAUGGUAGCAAUUGCGUGGAAAAUACAAGCACCUGUAAUUGCUUUAAGCAGUUGUUUGUUGAUGCCAUGGCACUACGAUCGUUUUGGAAAUCCAUUGAUUCCAUCAUAUAUUCCUGCGCUCUUCACGGCAUACACAGACAAAAUGAAUUUUAUUGAACGCCUCAACAACUGGAUUACCGUCAAUGUAUUGAAACUUAUGUACCACUAUAUAGCAAUGCCAGCAACAGAUGAAAUAAUACAAAAAUAUAUGAAAAAUGACAAUAUUCCAGCGAUUAGCGAACUUGUUAAGGAAACAAGUUUGAUGUUCACAAACAGCCAUUAUUCACUCAGUGGCUCACGGCCAAAUGUACCAAAUGUUAUUGAAUUAGGUGGAAUUCACAUUAAAGAAGAACAACCCCUAGAUGCAGAGCUAAAAACUUUCUUAGACUCGGCCACAGAUGGUGUGAUUUAUGUUAGCUGGGGUUCUAAAGUACUUGCAUCAUCGUUACCAGACCAAAAACGUGAGAGUCUGCUUAAAGCUUUCGGUUCAUUAAAACAGAAAAUUUUAUGGAAAUUUGAGAAUGACGCACUCCCAAAUCAACCCGAAAACGUAUUCAUUCGUAAAUGGUUGCCGCAAAGAGAUAUAUUAUGUCAUCCAAAUGUUCGUGUAUUCAUGAGCCAUGGAGGAUUAAUGGGACUCAGUGAAGCAGUCUACUGUGGCGUGCCACAGGUGAUUACUCCUUUUGGUGGCGAUCAAUUUUUAAAUGCAGCCGCAGCAAAGACGCGUGGUAUAGGGGUCAUUGUCCAAUAUGAGGAUAUAACGGAAGAUAAUAUUAGAAGAGCAAUUAAUAGCGCUUUGUCAUCGGAAGCAUUACAAAAUGCAAAAACAGUAUCUUAUUCAUUUCGAAAUCGGCCCAAAACACUUCUUGAUACGGCCGUUUGGUGGGUAGAAUACGUAGCCGAAACACGAGGGGCGCCUUUAUUAAAAUCGCAUUCAACCAAUUCAUCUGCAUUCAUUUAUUAUUCUUUUGAUAUUUACAUUACAAUUGCAACCGUUUUCAUUGCAAUCACUGUUCUAUUCAUCUAUAUAGUAGGCAACAUAUGCAAAAGAAUGAAAAAACUAAAAACUGAUUAGGAAAUAGUUGAUAUAAGAUUUUUGACUUUAAAAAAUUGUUGUGGCGAUAAACAUAGAAAAAAAAAGAGGAUAACUCUAAUACUAGCAAUAAAAAAUCAAAAUAGAAUUCAACCAAUACCA